Quercus robur (English oak) is the source of this 3259-nucleotide messenger RNA. RefSeq lists its product as uncharacterized. Bases 163 to 2925 code for a protein of 920 amino acids. The transcript is spliced from 13 exons. The record is from RefSeq and is a predicted model, not a curated record. Gene Ontology annotation, molecular function: metalloexopeptidase activity. Gene Ontology annotation, biological process: proteolysis. Lineage: Eukaryota; Viridiplantae; Streptophyta; Magnoliopsida; Fagales; Fagaceae.
AGCUUCAUCAAUGAUCAAACCCACAAAGUCUAAGACCCCAAACCCCAUCUAACAAUCACACAGUAAUACGUCACUACUUUUUCUUCUCUUUAAAACGGUGCGCUUAAUUCCACAAUAUUACUGUUCUUUUUCAAAUUUCCUUGUCCAUUUCUUUGAGGGAAAAUGCGACGGAGAACGGAAAUCUCGUCGGAAAAACCGAGUUCAGCGAGUCAAGAACCGAGUUUGGAAUCCGAAAUUGAUCAGAAAGAUGCGGGAGCGAAAGUUCGUGUAAAUAGCCCCCGGAGAUCACCGUUCGUGUUUCUGACCUUGUUCGCGUUGAUCGUGUACAGCUCUUGGUCCGUGUAUCAGCACCAGUUCCAGAACUUGCCGGCGCCGCUCACCGCAGAGAAGGCCGGCAAAAGAGGCUUUUCCGAAAUCGAAACGUUGAAGCACGUCCAAGCCUUGACCGAUUUAGGUCCUCAUUCCGUCGGUUCCGAUGCUCUCGACCUCGCUUUUGAGUAUGUUUUGGAAGCGGCUAAGAAUAUCAAGGAAAAGGCGCACUGGGAGGUCGAUGUUGAUGUGGAGGCUUUUCAUGUACGAUCUGGCGCGAACCAGAUGGCCGGUGGCUUGUUUAUGGGGAAAACGCUACUGUAUUCGGAUCUAAACCACGUCGUUUUGAGAAUUUUGCCAAAAUUUGAAUCCGAAGCAGCACAAAAUGCUAUUCUGGUCUCUUCUCAUAUUGAUACCGUGUUCUCCACGGGAGGAGCCGGAGAUUGCAGUUCAUGUAUAGCUGUUAUGUUGGAACUUGCUCGAGGGUUUUCUCAGUGGGCUGGGUUUAAGCAUGCUGUUAUAUUUCUAUUUAAUACUGGGGAGGAGGAGGGUCUAAAUGGUGCUCAUAGCUUUGUAACUCAGCACCCCUGGAAUGAAACUCUCCGUAUGGCUAUUGAUUUGGAGGCCAUGGGUAUUGGAGGGAAGUCUGGCAUAUUUCAGGCUGGUCCUCAUCCUUGGGCUAUUGAAAACUUUGCGUCGGUAGCUAAAUAUCCAUCUGGCCAAAUCAUAGCACAGGAUCUUUUUCUUUCUGGAGCCAUAAAAUCUGCAACAGAUUUCCAAGUAUACAAAGAGGUUGCUGGCCUUUCAGGGCUUGACUUUGCAUACACAGAUAACAGUGCAGUAUACCACACCAAGAAUGACAAAUUAGAGCUUCUGAAACCAGGGUCUCUUCAACAUCUUGGAGAAAAUAUGCUAUCUUUUCUGAUUCACUCUGCUGCAUCCCCUCAUCUUCCUAAAGGCAAUGCAAUGGAACAAGAGGAAAAUAAAGGCCAGAAUGCUGCCAUAUAUUUUGACAUUUUGGGGAUAUAUAUGGUUGUAUUCAGCCAAAAUUUCGCAAAUAUGCUUUACAAUUCAGUAAUAAUACAAUCACUUCUCAUUUGGAUUGCAUCAUUGCUUAUGGGUGGUUAUCCUGCCGCAGUUUCAUUGGCCCUGUCAUGUUUGAGCAUUAUCCUUAUGUGGAUAUUGGCAUUAGGUUUUUCUGUACUCGUUGCAUUUAUUCUUCCCUUAGUCUCUUCAUCACCACUGCCCUAUGUCGCAAACCCAUGGUUGGUAGUUGGGUUAUUUGCUGCACCUGCUCUUCUUGGCGCAUUGACUGGUCAACACUUGGGUUAUCUUUUUCUUCAAACUUAUUUGUCCACUGUAUAUUCCAAGAGAAAGCUACUGUCACCUGCAAUUCAAGCUGACUUGAUCAAGUUAGAGUCUGAAAGAUGGAUUUAUAAAGCUGGAUCUGUUCAGUGGCUCAUUCUUCUUGUAAUGGGAAACUAUUAUAAAAUUGGGUCGUCUUAUUUGGCUCUUGUUUGGCUGGUUCUACCAACAUUUGCUUAUGGCUUGCUUGAGGCGACUCUAAGUCCAGCCCGUUUACCAAAGCCACUCAAACUUGCAACAUUGCUGAUGGGCCUAGCUGUACCAAUUUUAAUUUCUGCUGGCAUUUUUAUUCAGUUGGCUGGCACAGUAAUUGGGAAUAUGGUUCGAUUUGAUAGGAAUCCUGGUAGCACACCCGAGUGGUUGGGGAAUGUAAUAAUUGCUGCCUUUAUUGCUGCUGUCAUAUGCCUGACUUUGGUGUAUCUUCUUUCGUAUGUCCAUAUUUCAGGUGCAAAAAGAUCAAUUGUCCUUGCAACUUGCUUACUGUUUGGCCUCUCAUUCACUGCAGUAUUCUUGGGUAUUGUUCCAACAUUUACUGAAGACACUGCCAGAUCUGUAAACGUUGUUCAUGUUGUAGAUACAACUGGAACAUUUGAGGGAAAACGAGACAUUAGCUCAUAUGUAUCUUUGUUUUCUACAACUCCUGGAAAGUUGAACAAGGAGGUUGAACAGAUUAAAGAAGGUUUGAAUUGUGGUAGAGAUAAAGUAGUUGAUUUUGUUGCCUUUUCAGUCAAAUAUGGUUGUUGGACCUAUGAUGACACUGAAGAUGGGUGGAGCGAAUCAGAUAUUCCCCUGCUUCAUGUCUAUAGUGAUGUUAAGAAGAAAGCAAGAAUAACAAGAGUUUCAGUUGAUACUAAAGGUUCGAUUCGUUGGGUUCUUGCAGUCAAUACUGAGGAAAUAGAAGAUUUCAGUUUUGAAGUCUUGAAUGCAGAUAAUUCAGAGGAGUUAGUUCAAUCUGGUGUCAAGAGCAGUGUAGAUGGAUGGCACAUUAUUCAAUUUUCGGGUGGGAAGCAUUCACCUACAAUAUUUAAUCUAACUCUUAUCUGGAAGUCAGAAUUUAUGCAAUCGGCUCACAAUGUGGAUGGGCAGAGAGGUGAACAGCGACCCCUUCUGAAGCUGAGAACCGAUUGGAACAGGUUAACACCAAAAACUGAAAUGGUUCUUGAAAAGCUUCCUUCUUGGUGUUCCCUCUUUGGCAAGUCCACGUCUCCCCACACCUUAGCUUUUCUAACUAGUCUUCCUGUUGAUUUCUAAGGAUCUGAAAUUCCAUCUUCGGGUGCAGUUGUACUAGAUAUUGUCCUUUUGGGAAAUGAUAUUCCCAAGCCAUGUUUGCAUUCUUCCAUACCAUCAUGUUAAUGGAUCUCUCCAUGUGAAACAUGGUGGGAAAGAAUACAAAAUUGAGUGCAAAAAUAACGCUACCCUAUACAGUACACUUGAUCUGAAUAAAAACUGUCAGGGCAAAAAGAGGUGGGAAAAGAGAUCAUUCCGUUUUUUCAGAUAAUUUAUAAAUAGAUGGAAGAGGUUAAUGUGAGUUUUUCUUUGUAAUGUCAAAUUUUCCUAUGGUUGAUUAAUGGCUUUCAAUUGUGAA